This is a messenger RNA of Dunckerocampus dactyliophorus (ringed pipefish), 1501 nucleotides long. RefSeq names its product somatostatin receptor type 5. Gene Ontology annotation, molecular function: G protein-coupled peptide receptor activity. The transcript is spliced from 2 exons. Gene Ontology annotation, biological process: neuropeptide signaling pathway; immune response. Lineage: Eukaryota; Metazoa; Chordata; Actinopteri; Syngnathiformes; Syngnathidae. Gene Ontology annotation, cellular component: membrane. The coding region runs from base 367 to 1380 and encodes 337 amino acids. The record is from RefSeq and is a predicted model, not a curated record.
UCACCUGCUGAUGACUCGGCGUCAUCCAGUCUUUCUGUAAAGCUAUUCAACAUCGCUUUUUGUUUCUCAAGAGGAAGACUCCUUAGCUGGUAGGUCUCGCCCUGGAGCUGCUUUGGAGUGAUGAGAAACUUCUCAUAAAACUCAGAUGACGGCUUUUUUUCAGCAUUGAUCCUAAUCGGAAUGGCUUAACAAGCAUGAAUUUACGUCUAUGGCUGUGCAUGAAAGGACAAAUGUCAGGAGGCAACGUAUCUACUACUGCCAUUCACCCACAAUGUGAGCAAUCGUUUCCAUUGCACACCUUAUCUACGGUUUUACGAGCGCCUGGAGCAUGAUUACAGAGGCAAAGACUAAACUGAAGACAUAAAAAUGCUGCUGUGGAAUUCUACAGGUGCAGAGGAUCUGCUAGGAAACGGUAGCGACAGAAGGCAAGGCAAUGUGGAGCAAGUCCUCGUCCCUAUUUUUGAUGUCCUGAUCCUGGUGUUGGGUGUGGGGGGCCACAGCAUGGUGAUGGUGAUCCUCUGCAGGAGGUACAGGAGGAAGGUGGGUCAGUCUGCACAGAGCUCCAUGACAGGAACGGGUACAGACGUCCUCCUGCUGGCCCUCAGCUCUGCAGACGUGCUCCUUCUCGCCACACUUCCCUUUCACACCACUGCCAUCGCCGUGCAGCAAUGGCCGUUUGGAGACUUCCUGUGUCGCCUGGCGGGCUUUUUGGGAUCGGCCAGCUCCUCAGCCAGUGCCUUCACGCUGUCCACCCUGGCGGUGUCUCGCUACAUGACGGUGGUGCACCCCGCCAGAGCUUACCGCCUCCUGUCUCCUCGCCGGGUGAGCAUCGCUGCCGCGAUUCUUUGGGUGCCAGCCUUCUGCCUGGCGACGCCGCAGUUAGUGUUCCGCUCAGUGGGAACCCCUCACCAUAGCUCCGAUGGGCUUGCAUGCUUCGCUUUCCUGUCCCACAGAGAUCAGCUCAUCUACGGAUUGUUCCACUUUCUCAUAGCUUUCUUGCUCCCGCUAAUCACCAUCGCCAUUGCUUAUGGAAACAUCUACUUGUUCCUGUGGAGGACUCAGAAGGCCCGCCAGGCUCCACAAGUAGAACGCUACCAGAGCAAGGUAACCCAGACGUCUGCAAUGCUGGUUCUGGCAUUUACUCUCUGCUGGCUGCCUUCUUACGGCCUGAUGCUGGCCUUACUGUCCGAUCAAAGCUCAGGCGCCACCGGCACCUCGCCACGAUACGGCUCGUUCACAGUGUUCGCACGACUCAUGGCAAUCACUUCCACUGUGCUAAACCCCAUGCUCUAUGUGCUCGUGUCCCAAAAGUUCAGACAGGACCUGCAGAGGUUGUUCAAGAGGGGAGGGCAGAGCGCCAGUGGGGGUGCGACUCCCUGAUUGAAAGCCAUUAAUCCCCGGACGAUCUACUGUACUGGGAGCUGCAACGAAUCAUUUCUCAUUAGAAUCAUUGUCAAGAUGACCAUCCUUGUAUUUAAAUCAUUAAAGUCACUUGAAAAGA